CACGUAAACCGGAGAAGUGACGCUGCGAUCGAUGAUAAAUGACGGCUCCUGCCGCCUCCCACUGUACAGUAUUGACUGUCGACUGCCUGAUGUCGUAACGAUAUAUAUAAGCUGUCUCUCUUCUCCCUCACUCCUCACUUACAUCCUUCUCUUUCCUCUCCCUCAGGAAAUCAUCCCCAAAACCAACCUCUCCUUCAGAAAAUCAUCAACACUCAUCAUGGCGCCCAUGGCUGACAUGGAUGUCUCCAUGGCGAGUCUCUCAGCUUACGGCAAAGCUCGUUCAACCGUCAAAGAAACCCCUCUCACUGACGAAGAGCUCAAACUCACAGAUGAUUACAUGCGAGCCAGUCUUUAUCUCUGCCUGGGCAUGCUGUACCUCCGACACAAUCCUCUAUUGAAGGAACCUCUCAAAGUCGAUGACCUGAAGGCCAGACUGCUCGGCCACUGGGGGUCUGACGCUGGCCAAAUCUUCACCUAUGUCCAUAUGAAUCGUCUCAUCAAGAAGUACAAUCUCAAUGCUCUCUUCAUCUCCGGCCCCGGCCAUGGUGCCCCGGCUGUCAUCUCUCAAUCCUACCUCGAGGGUGUCUACAGCGAAGUCUAUCCCGACAAGUCCGAGGACGUUGAAGGCAUGCGGAAAUUCUUCAAGCAAUUCUCCUUUCCAGGUGGAAUCGGCAGUCAUGCCACUCCUGAGACGCCCGGCAGUCUCCACGAAGGUGGUGAACUGGGCUACUCCAUCAGCCACGCCUUUGGUGCCGUCUUUGACCACCCAGAACUCAUUGCUCUGACCAUGGUCGGUGAUGGUGAAUCAGAGACUGGACCUUUGGCCACCAGCUGGCACAGCACCAAGUUCCUCAAUCCCAUUACAGAUGGCGCAGUUCUCCCGGUGCUCCAUCUGAAUGGUUACAAGAUCAACAACCCUACAGUGCUUGCUCGUGUCAGCCACACAGAGCUCGAAUCGCUAUUUAUCGGUUAUGGCUGGACUCCAUACUUCGUCGAAGGAAGCGACCCUAUGAGCAUGCAUCAAGCCAUGGCCGCCACCUUGGAAAAAUGUGUCACGGAUAUUCGAGGCUACCAGAAGAAGGCGCGUGAGUCUGGCAAGGCUUUCCGUCCCUUCUGGCCUAUGAUCGUGCUCAGAAGUCCAAAGGGUUGGACAGGCCCUCGUACUGUUGAUGGUCACUACCUGGAAGGAUACUGGCGAUCUCAUCAGAUUCCCCUGCCUGAUGUGGCUUCGAGCCCUGAACACCUCAAACUCCUCGAGGACUGGAUGAAGAGCUAUACACCAGAGAAGUACUUCACCGAAGACGGAAAGUUGAUCCCAGAACUCAAGAAGCUCGCGCCAGAAGGCAACGCCCGGAUGAGUGCUAACCCGGUCUCGAACGGUGGACUCAUCAAGAAGCCGUUGAGGCUGCCCGACUUCCGCGACUACAAGAUCAAUGUCCCACAUGGUGGAACGACCGACGCACCCAGCAUGGCCAACAUGGCUGUCUUUCUCCGAGACAUCAUCCAGAAGAAUCAGACCAACUUCCGCCUCUUUGGGCCCGAUGAGACGGAAUCCAACAAGCUUGCCGGAGUGUACAAGGCUGGCAAGAAGGUUUGGAUGGGUGAAUACUUCCAGGAAGAUGCCGAUGGUGGCAACCUUGCCCCUGAAGGUCGUGUCAUGGAAAUGCUGAGCGAACACACUUGUGAGGGCUGGCUCGAAGGAUAUGUUCUCUCUGGACGACAUGGUCUCCUCAACAGCUACGAACCAUUCAUUCACAUCAUCGACUCAAUGGUGAAUCAACACUGUAAGUGGAUCGAGAAAUGCCUCGAAGUUGAAUGGCGAGCCAAGGUGGCAUCCCUCAACAUCUUGUUGACAGCGACUGUCUGGCGUCAAGAUCACAACGGUUUCACCCAUCAAGACCCUGGCUUCCUCGACGUCGUCGCCAACAAGUCACCUGAAGUGGUGCGCAUUUACCUGCCGCCAGAUGGCAACUGCCUGCUCUCGUGCAUGGAUCAUUGCUUCCGAAGCACUAAUUAUGUCAACGUCGUUGUUGCCGACAAGCAGAAUCACCUGCAAUACCUUGAUAUGGAAGCUGCAAUUGAACACUGCACAAAGGGUGCUGGCAUCUGGGACUGGGCAUCGAAUGAUCAAGGUCAAGAACCCGAUGUUAUUAUGGCAUCCUGCGGUGAUGUUCCGACUCAUGAAUCGCUUGCCGCUACUGCUCUGCUCCGCCAAUACAUUCCCGAGCUCAAGAUCCGGUUCGUCAAUGUGGUGGACCUGUUCAAGCUCAUCCCACACGGUGAUCAUCCUCACGGCUUGACGGACACGGAGUUUUCAGCCAUCUUUACCGAUGACAAGCCGGUCAUUUUCAACUUCCACUCAUACCCAUGGCUCAUUCACCGAUUGACCUUCAACCGCAAGGGAUCUCACAAUUUGCAAGUCCACGGAUACAACGAGAAAGGAAACAUCGAUACGCCCCUCGAACUGGCAAUUCGCAACAAGACGGAUAGAUUCAGUCUGGCCAUGGAAGCUUUAGACAAGAUGCCUAACCUUGGCAACAAGGGCUCGAGCGCAAGGGAGAAAUUGCUCAACGAACAGAUCAAGUGCAAGAACGACGCCUUCCAUGAGGGUAUCGAUCCAGAGUACAUCAGGAAAUGGGUCUGGCCUUUCUAGACGACUAGAGCGGGAAUUUGAUAACGGCUGGGUAACGGAAAUAACUGGUGGCAUGGCAUCAUGGAAAGGGGCUUUGACCAGCAGGACGAUAUGACCAUGCAUAGAGAUUCUUACGCAGAUGUUAAUGAGAGUAUCAAGCUUUAGAGACCGAGUGCUUUCAGCUGUUCAUCAGUCAGAUAAUAAUAGUAAC
This is a messenger RNA of Exophiala xenobiotica, 2843 nucleotides long. RefSeq lists its product as uncharacterized. Gene Ontology annotation, molecular function: aldehyde-lyase activity. Gene Ontology annotation, biological process: carbohydrate metabolic process. The transcript has a single exon. The coding region runs from base 32 to 2653 and encodes 873 amino acids. NCBI's taxonomy places the organism in Eukaryota, Fungi, Ascomycota, Eurotiomycetes, Chaetothyriales, Herpotrichiellaceae. The record is from RefSeq and is a predicted model, not a curated record.